ACGUCUUGACAUUUGUAAAAUAAAAAUGUCAAAAUUUGUCUUGCUUGCAUUGCAUUGUAGUGGCUAGACUGAACUAAACGAUGGAGCAAUAAAAACUGAAAAGUGAAGUGAAGAUACAUUUUGGCUAGCAAAUCUUGCUCGCUUAUCUCGCUCCCUGCUUGCUCAAUCCAUGUUCGGUUCGGCCAAAGAGAAUACCUACGAUAGGUUCGGCAUCCGUCUGACACAACACAAUCAAUCAAUAUUCAGAAUUCAGUUCUAUUACCUAUUUGCAGUUUUCAUAGGCUGUGUAUACCAGUGUCUAUGUCCUAUGCGCUAACAACUGCAAACAACAAAAAAGUAGUGAUUAUAUUUGAAAAUCUUUAUAACACGGAAAAUGGCGAGCAAUAAUUCUGAACCUUCACCAGCCCUCGUUGAGAUCAAAAUUGAACCAGAAUUAGGCGACAGCUCUCAACGGGCCCCAGUUGAGAUCGAAAUAAAGCUGGAACCAUUGGAUACUCCUCCGGACCUCGGUCUUCAAAUGUGUCCUGAGUCAAUUGGAGUUUCACCUCAUGAACGGGUGGAGGUCAAGACAGAACCAGUAGACGCCGCUCCAGCUGUGAUCAAAGUGGAACCACAUUCAGAUGAUGACGAUGUUGAAAUGAAAUGUGAAGAAUCUCAUGGAUCAGCGCAGCUGCCAGCAGCUGAGCCGUUCAGCACCUUCAAUGUGAAAUUUGAAAAUGAUUCAGUAUACCAAGGACUUGACACAGAGAUGGCCAUGAAACAGGGAGAUUGUGCUGCAAAAGAUGGCGCUUGGUCGGGUGACGUACAAAAACAAGCAGACGAGAGAACAAUCAACAGACGAGCGUCCACCGCUCUGACAGCCGAGGGAACACACCAGUGUGAUCUUUGUCAGCGACAGUUUAAGCGAAGUGGGGACUUAAUAAGACAUUAUAAAACUCACUCUGAUGAGAAACCUUAUCAGUGUGAAUUCUGUCCGUAUCAGUGUAACUACAAAUCUAUCAUGUUGAAUCACAUGAGAACUCACACCGGCGACAAACCCUUCCAGUGUGUAGAGUGCCAGUACCGAUGUAACAGUAAAUCUGAUUUGUUAAAGCACAUGAGAACCCACACCGGCGAGAAACCUUAUCAAUGUGACAUGUGUGAGAAGACGUUUAUACGAAAAGGCAAUUUGACAGAUCACAUGAAGACUCACACCGGUCAGAAACCUUAUCAAUGUGAGGUGUGCCAAAAGGCGUUUAUAGAAAGGAGGAAAUUAUUGAGUCACAUGAGCAUUCACACCGGUGAGAAACCUUACCAAUGUGACUUGUGUGAAAAGGCGUUCAGUCGAAGAUAUUAUUUGACAAAGCACAGAAGGAUACACACUGAGGAAAGACCAUUUCAAUGUGAAGAGUGUGAACGGGCGUUUACAGAAAAAAGCAAAUUGUUAACUCACAUGGGCACACACAAUGAAGCGAAACCUUUUCUCUGUGACGUAUGCCACAAGACGUUUAAUCGAAGAGAUCAUUUAUUAAGUCAUAAAAGAACUCACACUGGCGAGAAACCUUUUCAGUGUGAGUUGUGUGAAAUGGCCUUCACAGUUAGAAGUAAAUUGUCGACCCAUAUGAGCACUCACACCGGUGAGAAACCAUUUCAAUGUGAAUUGUGUCAAAAGUCGUUUGGCCGACGAGACCAUUUAUCAAGACAUUUGAAAAUCCACACUGGCGAGAAACCUUUUCAGUGUGAAGUGUGUCAAACGUGUUUUGCAUUAAAAGGCCAAUUGAGCGCUCACAUGAGCACUCACUCUGGUGAGAAACCCUUUCAAUGUGAAGUGUGUCAACGUCGAUUUAGUCAUAAAUCGACUUUAUUAAUUCAUAUACGAAAUCAUGUUGGCGGGAAACCUUUGCAGUGUGACGUGUGUCAAUAUCAGUGUAAUCGUAACUCGGAAUUAAUAAAACACAUAAGAACACACACCGGUGAGAAGCCAUUUCAAUGUGACAUGUGUGAAUACCGGUGUAAUCAGAAAUCUACUUUGACAUUGCAUAUACGAAAUCACAUUGGCGGAAAGCCACUUCAGUGUGAAGUGUGUCACUACCGGUUUAACCGUAAAUCUGAUUUGUUAACACACAUGAGAAUCCACACCGGCGAGAGACCUUUUCAAUGCGAAGUGUGUCAAAAGGCGUUUAUUCAGAAAUCGAAUUUGAAAAAUCACAUGAGGAUUCACACUGGCGAGAAACUGUUUCGGUGUGAGCUGUGCGAAUACCAGUGUAAUCACAGAUCUGCUUUAUCAAUGCAUAUAAGAACUCACACAGGUGAGAAACCUUAUCAAUGUGACAUAUGUGAGAGAGCCUUUAAUAAGAAAUCGAAUUUAAUGAGUCACAAGAGAACUCUGCAUGGAGAAACUGUGUCGAAGUUAAAUGCACCGAAUGCUUUAAGUACUGCUGUCAUAGAAGUAUGUAUAGACAUACCCCUCUGUCAAAACAAUAGCGAAACACAAGCGUCUUCAAGCUUAAAUGAGUAAUAGUACUGGUUGUGCUCGGAUUCCCAAGCUUAAAUGAGUAAUAGUACUUGUUGUGCUCGGAUUCCCAAGCUUAAAUGAGUAAUAGUACUGGUUGUGCUCGGAUUCCCAAGCUUAAAUGAGUAAUUGUACUGGUUGUGCUCGGAUUCCCAAGCUUAAAUGAGUAAUAGUACUGGUUGUGCACGGAUUCCUUGUUAGACUGAGUCGACCACGAGUGAAUGAGUAGCAGCUGUCGUCAUACUGCGUUAAUUACUUGAAACUAAUAAAAAUAUGGUGUUACAUUUUACAUUUGAUUGAAUUCUUAUCAUAUUCUAUUUUACAAUAUUUAAAUGAAGACUUUAUAACAAAUAAACGUCGUAUAUUUUAUUACUAAAAUUCUUUGUUGGAUUUGUUUACUAUUGUCUCGUCUGGUUGCCUUGGAAACAAGGAUCUGUUGGAUGAUAAAUCCGACAAUCCGUCUAACAGGUAUAUCAUAUACCUGAAUAUAGACUAAUCGAGGUUGUAUUUAAUAUAUUUUUUAAAAAAACGUACUUUAUGAGAAAGUAUCUUUUGUCACUAUUGCUUUUACACUUAACAGUAUUUGAUUUUGACAAAAUGAGACAAAACAUACUUUAGAUCAAAGAAUGCUUUGACUUUAUUAUGAACAACAUGAUUGUCUAUGACAAGGGAAUGCAAGAUUUUGUCAAUGAAUUAUCUUUUUUUUGGGAUGUCUACAGUUCACAGAAACACUCUUUACCGUUUCACAUUUCGACGAAUAUUUUUUUAUGGUUUCUCAAAAUCUAGAUAAGUUAAAAUUAAAAUAAUCGGUAAAUUCAGUUUUGCUUGACAUAAUUAGGUUAGGUAAGAACAUGUGUAUAAACUUUAAGUGACUUAAGAUAUUGAAGCGGUGGUGGUGUAAUGGUUAGGACGCCCGCCUGUGGAUCAAAAGGUCCCAGGUUCGAAGCCUACUCGUGCCACAUGAGUUUGUAUACCAAUCUGACUCAUGUAUAGUAGUUUUCAUCGACUACCACUCGCUUCCGGUGAAGGGAAACAUCGUGAUGAAACCUGCACACUGGUUGAUUAUUAACUUGUGUGUGAAAUGGAGAAGGCAAUGGCAAACCACUCCAUUAAUAAUGCCAAGAAAGUUGUCGUGUGUGUUUCAUUCCAGGUAAUGAGCACGACCCUCAGCCUCGGAGAACUUGAGAUGUAAAAAAAAUUUUCUGCGAAACGUGCUUUCUGUAAAAAGUGUUUCUGAGGGUUCACACUCUUCUUUUUCAUGUGGUGUCGUCUCAAUUUUUUUUGUGAGCUUGUUGGAACAUUAUAUUAGUUGUAUGUUUAAUUUAAAAUAAAUUGUGUGUGCUUCUAGCUGUAAGUAUCAAGAACAUUAGAAUAUAUAUUAUAUUAUCGUC
Messenger RNA from Plodia interpunctella (Indianmeal moth), 3882 nucleotides. Its product is annotated as zinc finger protein 260-like. The coding region runs from base 374 to 2497 and encodes 707 amino acids. The transcript has 4 exons. The record is from RefSeq and is a predicted model, not a curated record. NCBI's taxonomy places the organism in Eukaryota, Metazoa, Arthropoda, Insecta, Lepidoptera, Pyralidae.